AUGACCCGGAGCAAAGACCGUCAUGUUGGCAUCAAAUGGGUCUUGGCUGAAAGCAGAGAAUACCCGAAACAGAUUUGCCUGUGUUUCAUUGGCAGUGCAAAGAAGUUCUCGGCCUCGGGCCCCGAUCGGGACCCCCACCGGCUCAACUCGCAUCUCCAGCUGGGCUUCCAGGAUGUGAUCGCUGAGCCCGAGACUACACACUCCUUUGACAAAGUGUGGAUCUGCAGCCAUGCUCUCUUUGAGAUCAGCAAGUACGUGCUCUACAAGUUCCUGACCUUCUUCCUGGCCAUCCCCCUAGCCUUCGCUGCAGGGAUUCUCUUCGCCAUCCUCAGCUGUCUGCACAUCUGGAUUAUAAUGCCUUUUGUAAAGACCUGCCUAAUGGUCUUGCCUUCAGUGCAGACAAUAUGGAAGAGCGUGACAGAUGUUGUCAUUGCACCAUUGUGCACAAGCGUGGGACGCAGCUUCUCUUCUGUCAGCCUGCAGCUGAGCCAGGACUGAGGACGUGGACCCCAGUCUGGAGUUGGAAACUGUUAAUACGUCUUUGUUGUAAUAACACAGAAGCACUCCUGUUAUGUUCACUUCCCAACUGUCUAAUUAAGGAAACCAUUAAGAGGGGCAACAGCAUGUAGAAAGGUUUAUUGGCAAAUCCUCUCCAAUAAUGCUCUUCAAAUUAAUAGACAAGAAUUUCCUCCCUAACUGUAGAGCCAGAAUCAUCCAGUAGGUUGGCAACGCUCUGAUGUUAAAGGCAGACCAUUCUUGCUCUCAUGCAAAUGUAUCAUUUUUUGUGGUGGUAAUUUUAUAGUGAUCAAGGGACAUUUCUCUUCAGGCACAAUUAUUUUCUGCACAAUUGCUAAUAAAAACAUGAGACCUUUCUUUUUUCUCUUUUAACUCGCUGAGUAGAACUUUUUAAAUUACAUUUUCAGAUAGUCUUAUAACAGCGAGAGCGAGAAUAUCGUAAUAUCCUAGGAUCACAGUCACAGCAGCAUUGUAGGGUGGUGAGGGCUAUCAAAUGGGAUAAAACAAAUAAGUGAGGAAAUAGAUCCCUGAACAUGGGUCCUUUAACUAAGGUGUUGUUAACCUACAGGCCUAUUUAACAAGGUUUUUGUCUUACUGUAUAUUUUGUAUUUAAUGUAAAUGUUGCUCUAAUCAGAUUGCUCUAAAGCACUUUUAUUAUAUGUCAUAUCUUGUUGAAAUAAUAUAUAGAACAAGCAAAUCUAUCUCCCUCAAGGAGCUUCACUGGUGAAAUUGCACUGUCUUGAUUAUGUCAGCAUAGAUACCUUAUUUGGGAAGAGAAUGUAAAGGUCAAUACCCAAUGAUCUGCGGCAUAACUUUACCUGAAUGCGUUUAAAAAUCCUGGAGCAUUUUAGAACUAAUGUGCAUCCAGUCAUAAUCUGAAAAUAACCCACACCUGAUUGGUAUUUUGCCAUUGAAGCGCUGCUUUCUCUCGUCAUUAGAAAUGAAACCUGUGUUUUUGCAUUCCUGUUAAUGUUUCACUUUACCGUCAAGUGAUUUUGGUGCUGUCUAAUAACAUUUAACAAAAAAGGCUCUUUCUAGCACUUAGUACAAUUGUAAGCUACAAGAAGAGACGACUAAAUCCACACUACUGAGCUACAUCCACAAAUUAAAAACUAACAACCACAGACUUUAAUAUGUUGUCUGAUAGGAGUUUUGUGACACGGCGUAAAGUUAUUUCUAUCACUUUUGAAUGGCAGAGUUCUGUUUCUGUGUUACAAGUCAUUGUUGUUUUUAAAAGGCCCAUGAUUAUGAAAUGACAGGCAACUACCAAAAAUGUCUUUGAGGCAUGUGUUUUUGAAACAAGUUUUCGAUAAUGUAACCAUCUUGAAUGUGUGUACUUCGUAAAUGCUCAAAUUUCUGAAUCUGAAUUCACAUUCCUUUGGAGAUCUUUAUUAGUAAGAAAGCUUCAUCCAAUGAAAACCAGUUUGAUUUUUCAAAAGAUCCCUGAGUGGUCAAUAUAAAAGUUUAAUGAACUGGAAUACUCUUAGGGACCAAGCGGCAAAUGGCUAAAUUAGGAAACUCUGCUUUUGAAAGUAGUUAUAAAAGAGACCUAUGAAACUGCUUUAGACCACUGUGGCCUCUUCAGAAAGACUCACAAGGUCGUUCAUGGCCUACUUACUGCUGGAGCAAUGCCUCUCAUUUCGUUCGUUACAUAGGUUCUGUUAGGUGAACUCAAAAAGUCAACCAGUCUCAUGAUUUUAUAGCACACCUUGUAUUUAAAAUGGUUUGUGAAAGGUUUGGAUGUGGUGAUUGGCCAAAAGUAUUUGAUGAAUCCAAUAGUUACUGUAAUAAAUCAUGACGCUCU
This is a messenger RNA of Echinops telfairi (small Madagascar hedgehog), 2320 nucleotides long. RefSeq names its product caveolin 2 (gene CAV2). The record is from RefSeq and is a predicted model, not a curated record. Gene Ontology annotation, biological process: insulin receptor signaling pathway; caveola assembly; negative regulation of endothelial cell proliferation. Bases 1 to 498 code for a protein of 165 amino acids. NCBI's taxonomy places the organism in Eukaryota, Metazoa, Chordata, Mammalia, Afrosoricida, Tenrecidae. Gene Ontology annotation, cellular component: Golgi apparatus; caveola; perinuclear region of cytoplasm. The transcript has 4 exons. Gene Ontology annotation, molecular function: protein kinase binding; molecular adaptor activity.